Scylla paramamosain (green mud crab) is the source of this 2564-nucleotide messenger RNA. RefSeq names its product glycine receptor subunit alpha-2-like. Lineage: Eukaryota; Metazoa; Arthropoda; Malacostraca; Decapoda; Portunidae. Bases 213 to 1625 code for a protein of 470 amino acids. The transcript is spliced from 12 exons. Gene Ontology annotation, molecular function: transmembrane signaling receptor activity; extracellular ligand-gated monoatomic ion channel activity; neurotransmitter receptor activity. The record is from RefSeq and is a predicted model, not a curated record. Gene Ontology annotation, cellular component: synapse; neuron projection; plasma membrane. Gene Ontology annotation, biological process: monoatomic ion transmembrane transport; regulation of membrane potential; chemical synaptic transmission.
UUUUUUAAUGCCAACCGUGUUCCGAGUACAGUCCGUUGUCUGUCACUGAGUCUUAUAGCUUCAGUCUGGCAGCAGCUCUCGGCGUGUGAGGUCGCGCGGCGCUUGUCCCUCCAUCCCUCACACACCUUCUCUCCCACAACGUGUGUGAGACUGCUGUCCUCGUAGGAUCCUAGCAGCGCCUCCGUCAGUUUUUCUCUCGGUUCUCCUAGUUGAUGAUGAGGGACGGACUGAGGCCACGGCUGUUCCUUGCCCUCUUCUGUCUCGCCAGACUUUCUAAUGCCAACGAAGCCUCCACCACAACCACCACUACUACUAUUCCCAACAACAACAACAACAACAAGAAUAACAACAACAACAACACCGCACAGUUCUGGUCUGGCUACACCGGGCCGGAAUAUCGCAAGGAGAUUUUUCCACCUCAGAAAAAAGGGGUGCCCCUCGAGGUCGGCAUCUCCGUGCUCGUGAGGAACCUUGCCAAGAUUGACGAGAGCGAAGGUAUGGUGAUGAUGGAAGUUAACCUGCGCGUCAAGUGGCGGGACACGAGGCUGCGACCCCCGCCUGACCUGGAGCCUUCUCAAUACGUGCCGCUCGACCCCGCCAUCCUGACCCGCAUCUGGGUGCCCGACCUUUACAUCGAUCACAGUUCCGGUGCCAACACACCCAGAGUCCUCACCAGUAUCGCCUCCGUCUGGAUUUAUGGAGACACUACCGUCGACUACUCCGGCAAUAUGUUCGUUGAGCUUUCCUGCAGGAUGGACUACGCCUGGUUCCCUCGUGACCAUCAGAUCUGCAGCUUCAGGAUGGAGAGCUACGCCUACACGCUGGACAGAAACGUGUACGUGUGGGUCCCGCCUGGCCUUGAGGUGUCCAAAAUGAUCCACAGUGAACAAUUCCUCGUCAGGUUCGAGGAAGCAGAUCCCUACACGAGAGUCCAGGAUGUUUACGGCACCUACCCCGCCCUGGCUUUCCGAGUUCACCUGACUCGGCGCCUGUCCUACAUGCUGCUCCAGGUCUACCUCCCCUCGGGCCUCUUCGUGGUGGUGUCCUUCGUGUCACUCCUGGUGCCCGCUGAUGCCAUCCCAGGCCGCAUGACUCUCUGCAUUACGACCAUCCUCACCAUGUCAGCUCUUCUUGGUGUUGCUAUGCAGUCAACUCCCCGGGUGAGCUAUGUGAGGGCCAUCGAUGUGUGGCUCCUCUCCUGCCUUUCCUUCGUCAGUAUCGUCCUGCUGGAGUUUGGUGCCGUCAUCAAGUUACUGGAGAUGGAAAAGAGUGGUCGCAUUGCUACUUCCUCUUCCAAAGUGGUGAAGAUAUCAUUAAAGCAUCUCAGCCAGCAAGGGGGAACACACUGCCUAGACUCAGACCUCCUACAGACACCCUCAGCCCAGGACACACCAGCAACACACCAAGAGCAGAAGCAGCAGAACGUCAAAAACUGCAGCUGGAUUCUCGGUGACUCCUUGAAAAUUUCUCUCCCGUCGUCAAAAAAAGUGGAUAGGGUCUCGCUGGUCCUGCUUCCCUCCUUCUUCUUCGUGUUCAACCUAGCCUACUGGGGCUGGUUCCUGUCGGGCUCCCAGGCAGCCAUUCCCAGUCUGAAGGGGAACAACGCAACGGUGGAGGCCACGUAGGGGAUCAGGGUGGGUGGUGAUGGAGUAGUGAAGGGGUGGUGGGGAUAGUGGGUUGUGGUUCUGUUUGUUUUGCCUGUGUGUGCUGAGUUGAAGUUAUGUUAGUAGUAGUAGUAGUAGUAGUAGUAGUAUCAUUGUCAUUAGAAAAGCUAUUAUUGAAUUUUCUCUUUUCAUUUUUUUCAGUGAUAGGCUAGGCAGUUAUUGUCAUCAUAGUAGCAGCAGCAGCAGUAGUAGUAGUAGUAGUAGUAGUACUAGUAGUGAGAAAGGAAGAGCAUAUUUCCAUGACAACAUAGCUUGCAUCACAUCACAUCACAUUCAUUUCAUCACAUCCUUGCCAUUUCAUCAUCCCAGACUCACCAAAACCUCCACCCCUUCAGUGCGAGUUACUGUACACGUGUGCCUUUAUUAGCAUGGGAAAAUGAUCACUAUUUCUUUGCUUUUCCUGAGAGAGAGAGAGAGAGAGAGAGAGAGAGAGAGAGAGAACACAUAACUAAAGUACAAGAUACAUUACUAUUAUCAUUUAUUUUACAUGUCCCUUUAUUGAUUUACAUAUUCAAUUUCAUCUACACGUCAGUACACACAUACAUCACAUACAUAAUUCCAUGUUAUGACUAUGCCUUUCUCCUUUUCCUUUGUUUUGACACCAAUAUUUACUCUUCAUUGUUCUUGUUUAGCCAUUACUUUCCCACAAGCAUAUUUACACUAUAAUUCAGCUGUCAUUUUCCCCAGCCACUGUGGGAGGACUUGUAAGGUCGAGCACGUUACAGUGUUUGUUCUGCAGAUGUGUGAAAUAUUACAAAUGAUCGUUUGGGAGAGAAAGAUGUAUGUGUGUUGGAAUGAUAAAUUGUGUUGUAUGUAUAUUGUAUUUGUGUACUUUAUGCUGGAUAGUUUGAGUGUCCCUUAUGAUCUACAGCAAUUUGUGAAUAGAUGUUAUGGUAUUAU